Molecule: messenger RNA, 2203 nt
Organism: Corticium candelabrum
Lineage: Eukaryota; Metazoa; Porifera; Homoscleromorpha; Homosclerophorida; Plakinidae
Exons: 7
Coding region: 275-985 (236 amino acids)
Source: RefSeq, a predicted model, not a curated record
UCUUCCGUGAUUCCCGGUGGACGACGAAACAGGUCUGGACGCCGAUGCCGCUCGCCUUCGGAUCCUUUUGUUAGUGUUCGUGUGCGACAAACAACGUAUGAACAGCUGACUUCGCUAAAAGGUUCUCUGUCUCUUCGGACUAUGAACAACGUUGUCCUGCAUCUUUUGUCAAUUUACGAAGUUGCAAAAGUAGAAGAUCGAAGCGACUCUGCAGAUCGAAUUGCAAGUGACAACUCGUUGGAAGACUCAAGGACAACUCCAGACUUGAGAGGAGAUGACACUUCCAGCAUGUUCAUGCAACAGACAUUUGUUACCUCUACCCCAGUCAGACACAGACAGAGUUUGGGUUCCUCCACAAACAAUCAGACAGAAAGACUUCUUUACCAGCCAAGAGUCAACAGAAAUACACUUUGAGGAAACAGAGGAUACCCAACUAAGUUCCCUGGAGUCUGAAAGUGAUUCUACUGAAGUGGGUGAUCAAAGAGAAACGUGUUUGAGCUCAGAACAACAUGAAUUGCUGUUGUCCUUUCUCGUUGACUCAGUCUCAGCUGAUGAGGAAUAUGAACCUGAUAGUGAAGAAUCAGAAUAUGAGGAUAACUCAAUGAUUGACGAACUAGAUGCAAGCUUUCUAGAUGAUCCAUUCAUGGCAGAUGUUGCUUUCAAAGAAGCCCCAGAGAUUGUGACAGGCAGUAGAGAUGGUAAGAAACAUUUAACACUGAAUUGGAUGCAGAGGAAUGUAGAGUCUACUUUCACACAGUGUAUCUCAUUGUAUUGUAUAAUUUAUUAUCCAACCUCUAUUAUCAUAGGCAACAAUUCUGAAUCUAUAAAGCAAUCGUUUAUGACAGCAAGCAGGCUAGAAAAUAGUCCUGAAGAAGCUGUGAAUGAACGUGUUGUGUGUGAUGUUGACUGUAUAAUCCAGCCUCUGGGCAAAACCUGCAGACAACCAAAUUGCCAGGCAUCGAUUUCCUAUAAAAAAAUAAUGUAGGGUGUACACUGAACAUCCAGUGGAAAUGUCUCCAAGGCCACAGUGGCAAAUGGAGCAGUUCCAAGAGAUGCUACCACAGAAAUGGUACCCUUUUUUUGUUAACAAUGUCUUGAUGGCAUCUUCAAUUCUUUUGUCUGGCAACAACUUCAGCAAAAUUGCUCUUUUCUGUACAUCGUUCAAUCUGCAACACAUCAAAACAACCACUUUCUAUCAAGUACAAAGACAUUAUCUAUGUCCAACAAUUGAGAGCUAUUGGAAUGAACAGAAAGGAAAAAUUUUGUCAGCAAUCGGUGAUAAACCUCUAGUUGUUAGUGGAGAUGGACGAAAUGAUUCCCCAGGAUUCUCGGCGCAGUACUGUCUGUACUUAGUCAUGGACAAUGAAACAAACUGUAUCAUUGAAGUACAGGGUGCAUGUAGAUAAGAGAGAAGUGGACCUGAAGUCAGUACGGAUGGAAAAGCUGGGGCUUCAACGUGCUCUUGCAGCUCUGAAGGGUACAGUCAACAUAGUUGAACUUGUCACCGAUGCAUCGACAUCUAUUGCUGCGAUUACGUCUCGGGACCUAGAGUACAAGAACAUAUUUCAUUCGUUGGAUGUCUGGCAUAAGGCUAAGAAAUUGGCCAAAACCUUGACAGAGGUAACUGUUUUCAUUGCUAUAGUCAUUUUGGUUAUAACACCACAUUUAGGCAUCAAAGAAGAAAGGAAUGGGAAGUCUGAGAGAAUGGAAGCGUUCCAUCAUCAACCAUUUCUGGUGGUGUUGUGCACAAUGUGAUGGUAAUGUGGAGACAUCGAGGGUACUCCACUAAUUUCACUAAUGAAAAGUUAUAGAAAUUAUGUCAUUCUUCUUUUACCGGACACGUGUACUUUCGUGUUCGACUACAUAUGAGUCUAAGAACGAUUCGUGCAAGAGACCAAACGGCAGCGAAAACGCUUCAUGAAUUUCCUCGCCCCAUUCUUUUGUAUUGUAGCUAGGGACUGUGUGUACUCGACAACCAAGAAACAUUUUCAGGAGUUGAAUGCCACCUAAAGUCAACUAUUCACACGUCUCAUACUACAGUACAAUCAAUCCUUUACUACACUUUGCUGCAUCUAACACUGUUGAUAGUCAAUGUUUGCUGAUAUCAAUUUGUAUGUCAGUAAAUACCAUACCACUGUCGUUAGAACGGAACUGAGUGCAUACCUAGACUGUACAUUUCAAUUGUCUUGAUCACGAUCGCAAA